Hyaloscypha bicolor E is the source of this 1500-nucleotide messenger RNA. Its product is annotated as FAD-binding domain-containing protein. Lineage: Eukaryota; Fungi; Ascomycota; Leotiomycetes; Helotiales; Hyaloscyphaceae. The annotation marks the transcript as partial. The transcript is spliced from 3 exons. Gene Ontology annotation, molecular function: oxidoreductase activity; FAD binding. The record is from RefSeq and is a predicted model, not a curated record.
GCCCCGGACCUCGUUAGUUCCUUCUUCUCAAUCCAGCAACAAGAAAUAAUCCCAGCAUGUUGGUUUACGCCAACCUCUGCCCUGGACGUGUCAGUUGCCAUCAACAUUAUCCGUGAGCAUGGGUGCCAUUUUGCAGUUAAGAGUGGUGGUCAUGCAACAAAUGCACGGAUGAGCAGUGCGGAAGGUGGGGUGACGAUUGAUAUGCGACUAUUUGAUUCUGUUGAACUUCUAGGGGAGGCUGGUGAUGGAGAGGGAGAAGUUACGAGGAUUGGGACAGGCGGGAGGUGGGGAGAGGUGUAUAAAAAGCUUGAGCCGUAUGGGAAGACUGUUGUUGGGGGGCGGGACCGGAGGGUCGGUGUUGGUGGUUUGAUGUUAGGUGGUGAGUCCCCCCGCGGAAUAUCUUUCAUCUCGAGGCGAAACGGCUGGGCAAUCGACAACGUUCUCAACUACGAAGUAAUCCUCGCAAAUGGCACCAUAGCCCAGAUCUCGCAACCCACUGCCCCAGACCUCUAUUGGGCUCUACGAGGCGGAGGGAAUAACUUCGGCAUCGUCACACACUUCGAUCUCGCCACUUACCCAUUGACUCAAGCCUGGGGAGGGUACAAUUUCUACCUCCUUUCCGAUAUUUCAUCCCGCAUGGCUUCGCUUUCCUUGCCACCCGCCCCUCCUUUCACCCUCACGACCAAAGCCCUCUCCACGCUCGGCAGCUUGAUCAACGCCGGGGCAUGUAAACUAGGCUACUGCAUCACUAUUUCCGACUGGCUGAACGCCUACCUCUCCAUCCUCCAAAAAGAACAGUACGAUAUAGACGCACAAUUAAUCGUUGCGUUAGCGUAUGUGCCGGGGUUGGACCUCUGGACUGCGUUUGCCAAUAAUAUCUAUGCUAAGCCGGUCCCAAACCCGCCAGUCUUCUCCGCCUUGAAGAAACUACCACAUGUCUACUCCUCGAACAGAGUUGCGAAUUUUUCCUCGUACCACAAGGAGCUAAAUGAUUGGAAUGAAGGUGGCUACCGACAAGUCUGGAGCGCGCUCUCUAUCAAGCCAAACUUUGAACUUAUGCAAAAGUUGGUUGAUAUCUUCAUCGAGGAAUCGGAAUCCAUUAAGCACGUCAAGGACUUCAUGCCCAGCACCGUCUUCCAAGCGAUCACCGACGAGAUCUCACACAUGUCUCGCAACGGCGGGAACUGUCUCGGUCUCAAGGCCGAAGACGCUCCGAUCCUGGUGUAUUCGUUUACGAUACGGUAUAACUUGAGGCCGGAGGGAAAAGAGGACGAGCUUGUGGAGGCGGCAGGGAAGCGCAUCGUCGAUCGCUCUAUUGCCGUCGCCAAAGAAAUGGGGCUGUGGCAUCCGUAUGUGUAUCUGAAUUAUGCGGAUGUGAGUCAGGAUGUGUUCGCGGGGUAUGGGAAAAAGAACCGCCAACGACUUAGAGCGAUACAGCAGAAAUGGGAUCCAGAAGGGGUCUUUGGAGCAAGGUUGCAGCCCGGGGGGUUCAAAGUGUGA